Messenger RNA from Pyricularia oryzae 70-15, 2572 nucleotides. RefSeq names its product sulfate permease 2. The transcript has 4 exons. Gene Ontology annotation, molecular function: secondary active sulfate transmembrane transporter activity. Lineage: Eukaryota; Fungi; Ascomycota; Sordariomycetes; Magnaporthales; Pyriculariaceae. Bases 164 to 2572 code for a protein of 802 amino acids. Gene Ontology annotation, biological process: transmembrane transport. The record is from RefSeq and is a predicted model, not a curated record. Gene Ontology annotation, cellular component: membrane.
CUUUUGCACCCCUGGUCAGUCUCGAAUCGCUCUUUUUUGGGGAGCAUUGGAUCGCCUCUCAUCUUAUAACAUCACUAUCAUUCAGUUUGCUUGUCUUUCUUGCACAACAUCAGCCUAGACAAAUAUACACCUUUGGUCGACAAGACCACAAGCUUGGGGGAAGAUGGGAUCCGGGCGUACCGCUGCCCGAUUGGUCGGGAUAGAUGUCGACCGGUACAGUAAGGAGAGACGUACUGCCGUCCCAGGAAACCUAGUUGGGGUAUCUUACUAUGUUGAGGCGGAACCUACAGCCAAGGAAGCGCUCGAGCAGUUGAUCCCAACGGCGGCUGGUGUCAAGCGCUACUUUCGCUCCUUGUUUCCCUUUUUGAGCUGGAUCUUCCACUACAACCUCACCUGGCUGAGCGGCGACCUGAUUGCUGGCAUCACGGUUGGCUUUGUUGUUGUUCCUCAGGGAAUGGCAUACGCCCUCCUGGCCCAGCUGCCUCCCGAAUUCGGCCUCUACACCUCAUUUGUGGGCUUCCUGCUGUACUGGGCGUUUGCGACGAGCAAAGACAUAACCAUCGGCACAGUGGCUGUCAUGUCCACCAUUGUCGGCAACGUCGUCAUCCGAGUGCAGUCGACGCAGCCUGAUAUACCGGCGGAGCAGAUCGCAAGAUGCCUGGCCCUCCUCUCGGGAGUUGUACUGCUAUUUUUGGGUCUCGUCCGCGCUGGUUUCAUCGUCGAAUUCAUAUCGCUCACGGCUAUCGCCUCCUUCAUGACUGGUGCCGCCGUCAGCAUUGCUGCUGGCCAGGUGCCUACCAUGAUGGGCAUUAGUGGUGUCAGCAGCCGCGAUCCGACUUACUUGGUCAUCAUAAACACCCUAAAGGGGCUGCCUCGGACUAAACUGGACGCUGCAAUGGGUCUUUCGGCUUUGGUCAUGCUUUACUCGAUCCGCUCAUUCUGCAAUUUUAUGGCAAGGAGGCAGCCCCGGAGGCAGAAGAUGUGGUUUUUUAUCGCCACCCUGCGUAUGGCGUUUGUGAUUCUUCUGUACAUUUUGAUCAGCUUCCUUGUCAACCGGAAUGUGACCAAGGCCUCCGAUGCCAGGUUCAGGAUCCUCGGCACUGUUCCUAGCGGAUUCCAGCAUGUCGGCGCACCAGUCAUGACUUCAAAGGUCCUUAAUGCUGUUGCACCCGAUCUGCCCGUCACAAUCAUCGUGCUCAUCAUCGAACAUAUCGCCAUCUCCAAAUCGUUCGGACGCAUCAACAACUACAUCAUUGACCCCUCGCAGGAGCUUGUCGCCAUAGGAUUCUCCAACGUGUUUGGCCCGUUCCUCGGCGGCUACCCAGCCACUGGCUCAUUCUCCCGAACCGCGAUCAAGGCCAAAGCCGGAGUUCGAACGCCGCUGGCUGGCAUCUUCACGGCGGCUAUCGUGCUACUUGCCCUCUACGUGCUGACCUCGGUCUUCUUUUACAUCCCGUCGGCCAGCUUGGCAGCCCUUAUCAUCCACGCAGUUGGUGAUUUGAUCACCCCGCCCAACACUGUCUACCAGUUCUGGAUGACGUCUCCCAUAGAGGUGGUAGUGUUCUUUGCCGGUGUUAUCCUGACUGUUUUCACAAACAUUGAGAAUGGAAUCUACCUCAACAUGGCUGCGUCGGCGGCACUGCUGCUGUUCCGGAUCGCUCGAUCGCCGGGCCGCUUCAUGGGCCACACCAGAAUCUACACGACGACUAGCACCGCAGGGGCUUCUGCUUCCGAGCUGGAGGCAUCAGGAACUGGCCGAGAUGCCUACUUUGACGAGGAAAGGCGAGACAAUGCGAACCCAGACCUACCAAUCCGCCAAGUCCACCCGGGCAUCUUCGUGUACCGCUUCCCAGACGGGUUCAACUACACAAACUCUGCCGCACACCUCGACUUCAUAACCAUGUACGUCUACAAAAAGACACGCCGGACCGUGCUAGACAACAAUGCCAAGAUUGGCGACCGACCCUGGAACGACCCGGGCCCCCGGCGCGGGCAGAUGGUGACGGACGACAUGGCCAACCGGCCCAUUCUCCGCGCCAUGGUCCUCGACUUCAGUUCCAUCAACUACGCCGACGUCACCUCGGUCCAGGCCCUCAUCGACCUGCGCAACCAAUUCGCCAAGCACGCCGCGCCGUCGCCCGUCGAGUGGCACUUUGCCGGCGUCACCAACCGCUGGACCAAGCGCGCCCUGGUCGCAGCUGGGUUUGGGUUCGCCGACACAGCCGCCGAGGCCGACCACUCGGCGUCAUCCUCUCGGGAGAAGGAUUACGAAUCUGACAGCGGCAGCCGCGUACCGGGAUCUCCCAACACGCCAUGGGCACCGCUUUUCAGCGUCUCGGUGGUCGACGGGUCUGGGAACGUCGAGCCGCGGCACGAGGAUGGUUCUCGGAUGGCGGUUGAUGCCGAGAAGGGCAACGGGACCGCGGCGGAUGGAAAUGGAUCGGCAGCGGGUGCUGCUUCUUUGGGAGGUAGUAGCCUGGUCCCUGUGUAUGGACUAAACAGACCGUUUUUCCAUGUCGACGUUGCAGAGGCGGUGCAGAGCGCGCUUUCAAGCAUCGAGAGCAAUACUUGA